CGCUGUACCCACAAACAUGUCUAUGGCUGUAGCAGGAGGAAUGCGGCUCUGCGGAGGAAAGAGGAGGGGAGCCUGGAUGGACCGGCAGUGACGUUGUUUGAACCAUCGGCCAUGGUGCAAAUAGGACUCCACCUCCUGCCACUGGUCCUAUGGCUUGGCACAGAGGAAAAGCUCCAAGUUCAAGGUCACAGAACAAAACCAGCUCAAACACCUUUGAUCCCUCAUCUGCCUUUUGUUAUAAUCUGGAACGCCCCUACCGAGUCAUGUCGCCUUCGAUUUAAGGUGGAUCUAGACCUCAGCAUUUUUGACAUUGUAGCAAACCUUAAUGAGACAUUAAGUGGACCGAAUGUCACAAUAUUCUACCAUGGUCAUCUGGGAUACUACCCAUACUACUCCAGCUCAGGUGUUGCUAUCAAUGGUGGCCUGCCACAGAACCAGAGCAUUUCCAAACAUCUGAACAAGGCCCGAGUAGACAUUGACAAGCUAAUACCACACAAGGAUUUUCGAGGCCUCGGUGUCAUUGACUGGGAGAACUGGAGGCCUCAGUGGGUACGAAAUUGGGGUUCCAAAGACAUCUACCGUAAAAAGUCCAAGGAACAGAUCCACAAGCUCCACCCACACUGGCCAGAAAGCAAAGUGGAAAAAGAAGCAAAGGAUCGUUUUGAAAAGUCAGGGCAAGCUUUCAUGAAUCUCACUUUGGCGCUGGCUGAAGCUCGGAGACCAGACGGUCUGUGGGGGUUCUAUCUUUUUCCAGACUGUUACAACUAUGGCUACAAACAACACCCACAAUGCUAUACUGGUGAAUGUCCCAAUGUUGAACAUGUACGCAAUGACCAUUUAAUGUGGCUCUGGAAAAAAAGCACAGCCCUCUACCCAUCCAUCUACCUGGACUUUGAGCUGAAAUCUUCCUCAAACACCAUCAAGUUUGUUCACUAUCGAGUGAAAGAAGCCAUGAGGAUUGCAACCAUUGCACAUACAGACUACACAUUGCCAGUCUUUGUCUACUCCAGACCUUUUUAUGCCUACACCUUUGUUGUGCUUUCAGAGAGUGACUUAGUUCAUACUAUCGGGGAGAGUGCUGCUUUGGGAGCAUCAGGUGUUGUCCUCUGGGGAUCAUCAGAGUAUGCUCGGUCAAAGAGGAACUGCCUUACUGUAAAGAAGUACAUUGAUGGACCGUUAGGACAUUAUGUCAUAAAUGUCACCGCAGCAGCUAAAUUAUGCAGCAAAGCACUUUGCAAGAAGAAUGGAAGAUGUGUCCGAAAGAGCCUGGACUCACGUUACUAUCUCCACCUCAACCCACGCUACUUUCACAUCCACCAUAACCCAGCCCCUGGUGGCCCUCGCUUUGAGGUAAGGGGUCACCUCAACAGCCAUGACAUUCUGGACAUGAGGCACAAGUUCACCUGCCAGUGCUACCAGGGCUGGACUGGUGUUUACUGUGAGAUCCCACAGACUCAGCCACCACCUCUAUCCCCUCCUGUCCUAAUUACACACCCUUGGGGCAAAAGCCUGGUGGCACAUAUUAUGCUCCUCCUUUCUGUCCACUUCCCCUGUCUGUGCAUUAUCAUGUUCUUGGGACUCUGUCUGGUCAUAAAAGGUCUUAUUCUGCAGACAUCAAAGAUAUCAUAACUCCAUGGUAUUUUCAGUGUUCAGUUAAACUAGUUAAGCUUGAGAGCAGCCCUCAGCAACCCUAAAUACAUUAACAGUCCAAUGACAAUAAUUCCAGAUUUGAUUUUUGAAUUGUAUGUCUGUUCCUAUCAUUGUACUGCUGUUGAUUACAAGGUUUCAAUGCAUUGAUUGGUUUUUGAAUAUGGACAAUUAUAAGAGCCCUGGAUGGACAGGGCCCCCCCACAAAAUAGUGUUGUUUUUUUUUGUUCAUAGAAAUAGAAAAAAAUUGGGGCCUUGUCGAUUACAAAAUUAAUCAUGUUCUGUUUUAAAAAAUUGUUUUUAGCAGUAAAAAUUACACGUUACCCCUCCUAGACCAAAAAGCACACGUCUAAAUUUGUAUUGAAUCCUUCCCUGGAUCUGCAUGAAAUGGUUUGUUCCUGAUUGGUGCGCUUAAAGGUGACGGUGUUCAGCAGCUCUAACCCUCGAUACCAGCAUAACCUUUAACCCCUGUCCCAGUGAAAUAGGUGAGCAACACUGUGUCCAAUGACAAGCUAGUUAGCAUCAUUCCAGGGAAUCUAUAGGGAUUUCUCAGUGUCUUUGCUCUUUUUACAAUUAUACAACAAAAACAAUAUAUAUAUUACUGACAGAAAUUCAAACAAUCUUUAUAUAAUGGCAAUAAAAAACAGCUUUCUGUCUGGACUGGGAGCAGUCCAAACAGUUUUACGUUAGCAUUUAAAUUACAGAUAUAUGUUGCCACGUCCCUCUUGACCUGUCCUGUCCUAAGAGAAAUUAAAGCUCCAGGAUGUAACUUUUAUAAAAAUAUUUUUUUUUGCAUAUUUUUUAAAACUGUCAUUAAAUUGUGAAAGUAUGGCAUGAGAGAUAAUCUGUGAAAAAUGUAUUUCCUCUGCCUUCUGCCACUGCUAUCUAGAAACAACCAAUCAGAGGCAGGAGGCGGGUUUAAGCGCUGUCAAUCACGAUCUUAUGUGGCUGCUCAUCUUCUCUGUCUCUCUCUCUCUGUGCUAUGCUGCAGCUAGCAUAGCCUGUUGUGAAUGCUCUGUCUAGUUAGCAUAGCUACCAAUGAUGGCAGAUAAACGGUUUUCCUGUAACUAUAAGUUUUUUCUCUGCCAUUAACACUGCAGUGCGUGAGGUUGAUUGACAGCACUAAGACUCUCCUCCUACUUCUGAUUGGUUGUUUUGGUUGGAAC
Xiphophorus hellerii (green swordtail) is the source of this 2813-nucleotide messenger RNA. It is a transcript of the gene hyal6, whose product is annotated as hyaluronoglucosaminidase 6. Gene Ontology annotation, cellular component: cytoplasmic vesicle. The transcript has 4 exons. NCBI's taxonomy places the organism in Eukaryota, Metazoa, Chordata, Actinopteri, Cyprinodontiformes, Poeciliidae. Gene Ontology annotation, molecular function: hyalurononglucosaminidase activity. Bases 112 to 1629 code for a protein of 505 amino acids. The record is from RefSeq and is a predicted model, not a curated record. Gene Ontology annotation, biological process: hyaluronan catabolic process; carbohydrate metabolic process.